Molecule: messenger RNA, 1558 nt
Organism: Nerophis ophidion (straightnose pipefish)
Lineage: Eukaryota; Metazoa; Chordata; Actinopteri; Syngnathiformes; Syngnathidae
Product: coiled-coil domain-containing 92B-like
Exons: 3
Coding region: 545-1351 (268 amino acids)
Source: RefSeq, a predicted model, not a curated record
UCCAGGGUGUACGCCGCCUUCCGCCCGAUUGUAGCUGAGACAGGCACCAGCGACCCCAAAAGGGAAUAAGCGGUAGGAAAUGGAUGGAUGGAAGUCGCAUCAAAGCAACAUUUUGGAGCGUGCAUGUGAGGUUCCUCCUCCUGCCGCUGGGGGGCACUAGUCUCCUGACACACAAAGCCUGCCGCUUUUUCGUGCACGCAGCUGGCCGUGUCACUUAGGCGCGUGCACGCGGUAGGUGAAGACGAGGUUAUUUGUCCUCGCCCUCAGCACGAAGGCAGCCCGCCGUUGCGCGCGCACGGUGGCUCGGUAGCGCGGGCGGGGGGGCGCGCGCCGCCGCCACGUCUCGCCUGGACCUUUUGUGUGCCAAGGACACGCGCGCGGACCUGCGCAGCCCACGUCACUUUAGGUAGGCCUCCGCGCACCCGCGUUGCACUCCCAACAAAAGAAGUGUGAGCGCCUUGUUGUUGUUUCUCGGCCGCGCGUGCACGCACCUCGCCUUUCUCCCGCACCUGGCGUGCGCGCGCGUGGUUCCGCGGCGGCGACCAUGGACGCGGGCAGGCUGGAGCAGCACGUGGCCAGCGUGCGCAGAGGAAUGGUCUUCCUCGAGCAGGAGCACGUGACCCUGCUGGCUGGCUUGCACGUGGAGAUCGCGCACCUGAAGAGACGCUGCCAUGAGCUGAGUUGUGAGCUGGACUCCAGGCUACCUGACAGAACCACCACAGAGAAGGAGGCGGAGCUGGUGACACGCUACCAAGCGGCACAGCGCCUCCUGGAGGAGCGGCAGCGAAUGACGGUCGCCGCCCGCGGGGAGCUGCGCCUGGGACGGGCGAGGGCGUCAGAACUGGGUCGCAGCCUGCGCGAGGAGGAGCGCCACUUCCUGGAGGAGCUGAAGCGGCGCAGCCACGAGAUCACGCUGCUGAGUCGGGAGCUGCAGCGCCAGAACGCCGCCACGUCCGCGCUGUGCCGUCAGCUGCACGCCGCCCGCGCCAAACUCCGGCAGCAGCGAGGGUACGUGGCGGGCGCCGCUCAGGGGCAGGAAGGACGAGAGGAGGGAGGCGAGGCCGCGGACUGGCUGCUGACCCCACCGCCUCCCGGCGACACCGCGGCGAGACGCGGCGUGAGGGAGGCGCGGGUCCGAGCCUGCGUCCCCCAGGAGAGAGUGACAUCGCCACAGAGGCCACACCCCAUGCCUGACCCCGCCCUCUUCCUGGUGCCCUUCAGAUUCCGCCUCCUCCGCUGGAGCCGGCCAAUCAGACUGCAGGAUGCCGAGGACGACUGGGAGGACGUGGACGAGGACGGGCUGCACGGGAGGGUGGACAUGGGCACCGCCGAGGGAGAGACGGCGCUGUGAUGACGACGGAGGGGGCGGAGUCAGCCUUCAGCCACGCCCAAUGGGAUAAGAGGAAUGUCGUCUAGUAUUCCAUUCAGGUAGUGUCCUUUGGCUCGAUUGACGUGUAGGAGGAGGACACUGAUUGGCUGUGGAUGUAGCAGAAGCCCCGCCUCCCAGCCUGCUAGGAAUGUGAGCGCUUAUUAAAGUGAAGCAUUGAUCUGACAGCAA